GCUUCCUACACUUUGGACAACAAGAAAGAGAAAGCAAGAAAGGAAAGUCACCAUUUUUAUGCGUUAAAAGGAGGCUUAAGGGUCUACCAACUGGUAGUUAGAUUUUGAACUCUCUUAAGCAAUGAAUGAAUGAAUCAAACAACAACCUUUUUUUUAUUUCAUUUUGCAAAUUCCUUGCUUUUAAACAACUUUCUAAAUUUUCCCAAAAAGAUAAAGGAAAACAACCCUCAAAAAUUGCCUUUUGUUCUUGUAUUGAUUUUUUUUCUUUUUGUUACACGUGGGAUUCCUGAAAGGAUUGACAAAGGGAACUGUUUGUUCUUGGUAUUCUUAUUCCUUAUUAUCAUCAUCAUUUGUUAGAAUAAAAUAUUACAGUUGUUGUCAUCAAUAAUUUCUUUAUUUGUAUUGAGUGGAAUUAUUUAAUAAUAUUUCUUGGGUUGGUGUCAAUGUUCCAAUGAUAAGGAGGUUCGUUACGUUUGGGAUUAUAUCUCUUUGGGAUUGGUUUUUGUCUCUGCUAUUUUCAAAGCUUCGUUCUUUCUGCUCCCCACUGCAGGCGCAGCUUCUCUUUGGGGGGCUUUCAGUGGAUAUUUCAUGAUGAUGAUGGUGAUAGACUGAUGGUGGUGAUGAUGAAAAUCCUAAAAGAAAAAGAUCUAUUAGCUGAUCACUGUUUUAUUGGGAGGUAGCCAUUUUUAGCAGUUAUAAACUGGUAAUGCUUUAUCAUUCCUCUUGUGCUAAACAUAAGGAAGCGAAUUAUGGCUACUUAUCAUCCAAGUUUUAGCUAUCAAAGAGACGAUUUAUCAAUUACAUAUCUGGGGGACCAAAAGCCUGCCUCUUACAUUGUAUCGUCUUCUCAUCCGGGUAACCCAACAAUAUAUCUGAACGAAGCUUCUUCUGCUGGGGCAUUCUCAGAGAUCUCGUCUGGGAUUUCUAUGUCUCUACAGAACUGUGUUCAAAUUCCAUCUAUUGGUGGUAGAAAUGAAAUGUCAUUCAUUCCAUCCUCAAGUGAUACCGUGUGUUCGCAAUCUGUUGAUGGGCAGUUAAAUAUUACAACAAGCAAUUCUAUAUGCAACCCUGCUACUGUGAAUCCCCUUGCAAUAGCAAGGAGCGUUCUGGAUGAACAGAGUUCUCAAUCUCAGGGACUAUCUCUAAGCCUUGGCUCACAGAUAUCAUCUGGAGUUUCUGUACCUUCAUUUCAGUAUCAACAAGAUUAUUCUUCAGUCUUUAGUGGUCAUCUUCCAUUUUCAGGAAAGGUAGCAAUUCCUUGUGCUGGUGAGGAAAGCAAAAGAAGUAAAGAGUUGAAAACUUCUGAUGACAUGCAAUUUGGCUUUCCUGGAGGCAACCAUGAUGCAUUUGAGACAGAUACUUUGUCUAACCCUCAGGGCUCAAUAAGUCACAAACAGAUGCAUUCUGAUAUAUAUCAAUUUGAAUCAGGUUUUGCAAGUACUAUUUUAAACUCCAAAUAUCUCAGGGUGGCUCAAGAGUUGCUUGAUGAAGUGAUUAAUGUACGAAAAGCUUUGAAACAGCCUGAUUUGGAUAAAAAUGUAAGCUCUCAACCGAAUCCCUCCAGUGGGAUGUCAUUGGAACCUAAUGAGUCAGUUAACAACUCCUCUUCUGAGAUAUCAGCUAUAGAACGACAAGAUUUGCAGAACAAGAAGACAAAACUCUUGUCCAUGCUGGAACAGGUUGAUAGAAGGUACAGACAAUACUACCAUCAAAUGAAAAUUGUGGUGUCUUCUUUCGACAUGGUAGCUGGUUGUGGGGCAGCUAAACCGUACACUGCACUUGCCCUACAGACAAUUUCCUGUCACUUCCGCUGUUUGCAUGAUGCAAUCACUGCUCAAAUUCAAUUGACUCAGAGAAGCCUUGGAGAGAAAGAUAAUUCAUCAAACAAUCAAGGAGGAGCGAUACCUCGGCUCCGCUAUGUGGAACAUCGGCUCAGACAACAAAGAGCUCUACAUCAGCAACUUGGUGUGAUGCGACAUGCUUGGAGGCCUCAAAGAGGGCUUCCUGAAAGCUCUGUUUCAAUCCUUCGUGCUUGGCUUUUUGAGCAUUUUCUCCAUCCUUACCCGAAGGAUUCAGAGAAAAUCAUGCUCGCAGAACAGACAGGCCUGACCAGAAGCCAGGUUGCAAACUGGUUCAUCAAUGCGAGAGUGCGUCUUUGGAAGCCCAUGAUUGAGGAGAUGUACAAAGAAGAGUUUGGUGAAAUGGACUCAGACUUCAAAUCUUCCUUAGAAAAUGCAGCCAAAGCAACUAGAGAAAAUUCUACAGCAUCCGAGGAUAGGGGAGAAGAAUUGCAAGAGAGUAUGACAUCCAAAGUUGCUGAUACUGAUAAUGUUCAACUGGGACAAGUUCAACACAUGAAACCUGGUCAUAUCCCAGAUUUAGAACUGAACAGGCCUAUUGCAAGAUCAAUGUUUCAAAAUAUUGCUAUAGGAGAUACGGGCUCACCUACUGGGAUGAAAUUACAAGUUGACCAGAUGAGUAACAUGGAGAGCAAUAAUCUUUAUCCAGAUACAGUAAUCCCAUCCAGCCCGCAUGGUCAUGGUAUGCUUAUGGCUUGUGAUUCCAUGUAUGGUUUAACAGAAUUGAGUAGUUUUUCUGUUGGUGGUCAAGUGUCGCUUGCACUUGGUUUAAGGCAUCAUGAAAAUGAUAUCUUUCCCAUGUCUGGAGAGACCAAUAUGAGAGCUAACAACAAGGUGGCUUCUUCUGUGGUACCAGAGACAGUGGACUUUCAUUGCGCGGAACCAGGAAAUCAACAAGACAGGUUUGGAAAUCCCCAUAUAUUACAUGAUUUUGUAGUCUGAAGAAUGUCCACCUCAAGGUUUAUGGACGGGGACACCUAAUUGUUGGAAAUGGCUAACUUGAUACAAUGACAAACCAAAACAGAAAAAGCAAGCCUUGAGAUGUUACUUUGGGAUGGCUGGUUCUAUGUGUUUCGUGUUCGAGUAGAUGAGAAAGACGAAGCAUUGUCAUGAUAGAAUAUAGAUAUGGGUUAUGGAUAUAUAAUACCCAUUUGUAACAUACAAAUAGAUCGGUGUAGUAGGUAUAUACAUCUGUAAAGAUAUGGUAAGAAAGAUUGGUAUAGCUUCUGUUGUCUGCUGAAUAAGGAUUCUUGUACAAGUAAUCAUAGGUGUGAUGUUGAUUUAUCCUAUUUUGGGAAUAAAUGUGAUUAGAAAUAAUUAGUACAUAAGCCAAUGAGAAUCCAGUGAACAUUGGAUACUUAAUUUGUAUUAAUAUGUGUUAUUAACAGACAAGUAUGCAGGAACAUUUUGUCAUAUCUGUGCAGAAUUAUGGAAUCCUGGUAAGCGUGGCACCAUAAACAAGUUUAUAAAUGGUCGAGUUCAGACUAUGGAAGCAUAUGAUAGAAGAAAUGAACAAAGAAGAGUUUGCAGAAUCUGAUCCAUCAUCAGCUAGCAGUUCUAUUGGCGGGGAAGGUACCACAGAUCAAGCUGAGGAUUGAAGGAUAAGCAAUGAUCACUUUUGCCAGAACGCAUCAACGCUACUAACCCUUUUGUUUUUGUAACCAAGGUUACUAUACUAAUCAGAUUGUACAAUGCUCUUUCAGGAUUUGAUUUUGAAACUAAUUAGGUUCAAAAUUCCGGACUCAAAUGCAUAUUUGAAGCUUAAUGGUGGAACUGUGGAGUUUAGCUCUCAUAUUUUUCUCAUGGCACCGUAUGAUAUAUUGAAUUCAGUUUUGACAUUUAAAUUCUAUUGUUGUUGUAAA
Molecule: messenger RNA, 3721 nt
Organism: Durio zibethinus
Lineage: Eukaryota; Viridiplantae; Streptophyta; Magnoliopsida; Malvales; Malvaceae
Product: BEL1-like homeodomain protein 7
Biological process (GO): regulation of DNA-templated transcription
Molecular function (GO): DNA binding
Source: RefSeq, a predicted model, not a curated record